Molecule: messenger RNA, 1470 nt
Organism: Linum trigynum
Lineage: Eukaryota; Viridiplantae; Streptophyta; Magnoliopsida; Malpighiales; Linaceae
Source: the annotation of a GenBank genome assembly
AUGCAUUACUGGGUUCAAGCUUCUCCUGUUGAUUUUACGGGACCUCUUCCCCAGCCUCGCAGUGGUCAUACGGCCGUCAUGGCUGGGAAAUCUAAGGUUGUCAUCUUUGGUGGUCUUGUAGAUAAGACAUUCCUAAGUGACAUCUAUGUUUAUGAUGUUGAAAAGAAGAUGUGGUUUACGCCAGACUGCAGUGGAAAUGGGUCUGAUGGGCAAGUUGGUCCCAGCCCCCGGGCAUUUCAUGUUGCCGUCGCCAUUGAUACUUUAAUGUUCGUGUUUGGUGGGAGAUCUGGUGGCAAAAGGUUGGGUGACUUUUGGCUUCUUGAUACUGAUACUUGGCAAUGGUCUGAGCUGGCAAGUUUCGGUGAUUUGCCCUCACCGAGGGAUUUUGCAGCAGCUUCUGCAGUUGGAAACCUGAAAAUUGUCAUGUUUGGUGGUUGGGAUGGCAAGAAGUGGUUGUCGGAUGUCUAUGUCCUGGAUACGACAUCACUUGAAUGGACAGAGCUGGCAGUCACUGGAACAUUACCCCCUCCUCGGUGUGGUCAUACAGUUACCAUGGUUGAGAAGCGAUUACUUGUCUAUGGUGGCAGAGGUGGUGGUGGUCCAAUCAUGGGUGAUUUAUGGGCUCUGAAGGGUCUAAUUGAAGAAGAGAAUGAAUCACCUGGAUGGACCCAAUUGAAGCUUCCUGGUCAAGCUCCUUCUCCUCGCUGUGGGCAUACUAUAACUUCUGGUGGGGUUAAUUUAUUGCUCUUUGGAGGACACGGAACUGGUGGUUGGUUGAGUCGAUAUGAUAUCUAUUACAACGACUGCAUUAUCUUGGACAGGGUUUCUGCACAGUGGAAACGAUUGCCUAUUGGCAGUGACCCUCCUCCUGCUCGAGCAUACCACACAAUGAUGUGUGCUGGGCCACGUUAUCUGUUGUUUGGUGGCUUUGAUGGGAAGUCGACAUUUGGUGAUAUAUGGUGGUUGGUGCCAGAAGGGGAUCCUAUAACCAGGAGGCUGGUUGCAACUCCAAGAAAAAAUGUGCAGGAAACUUUUGAUGCCAGUAUGACUAAACAACCAUUACUAGAGGAAAAUCAAAGGGUGGGAUCUGCUGUGUUAGAAUUGCAGAAGAGGCUGGAAGUAUCAGUUGCGCUUCCUGCAUCAGGUCUGGAAAUCGUAGAUGAGCAGGAAGAUAGAGAAUUACUUGAACUUGUGCCGAGUUCUACUAAUGAGCAGGGAAUUAGGUUAGUUCGUGAUCAUUGGAGGACAGCUUCACCUGGAUCAAUAGCACUGAAGGAGAUUGGACCCUUGCUUCGUGACUACCAACGAAUGAUUGCUCGGCGCUGUAGUAAUGCUGAUUUGCAGUCAAUUGAGGCUGGUAUUCUCGAUAAAGAUGUUUUUCGGUUCUAUCACUUUCGAAAUGCUUCACAGUUGCGAAUGGAUGAUAUUUCAAAGCUGCUGGAGGAAUACAAACAGCUUUUAUCGGAGUGA